GAGCAGAGAGGGGCUGCCGGUCACAGUUGUGCCCUGGAUUGUAGCUGAGGCAGAGCGAGAGCAGCCCUCCUGCAGCCUGAUAGCCCACCACCAUGGAUGUCAAACUGCUGGCACUGACGGCUCUGCUGGCCGUGGCCACACAGGCUCCGACCUGCAAUGCAAAGCCCAUCAGUCUGGUGGAGCGGUGCUGGUGUCGUUCCACCCUCAACACGGUUCCUCAGCGCUCCAUCAAAGAGCUCAAGUUCCUCCACACACCCAACUGCCCCUUCCAAGUCAUUGCCAAGCUGAAAAACAACAGGGAAGUGUGCAUCAACCCAGAGACCAAGUGGCUGCAGCAGUACUUAAAGAACGCCAUUAACAAGGUGAAGAAAUCCAGAAGACGCAAUAACAAGAAAUACUAAAGCCAAGGGAAGACACGUGCGUCGUCGGGCCUGUGUCGAACCUGUAUACCUCCCUGUCACUGCUACGGAUGCAUGUAAGCGCUGUAUGUACCCGUCCACCUCUCUGGACCACUCACAGAACCAGCACUUCACCGCCAAACCGAGCCGUCCCGAGCACCACCACAGUCACCUCCGCUACCCAAUGUUCGCACCAGGCGCAGCUACACCGUGGAAUGACGGGAUGCAUGUUGAUGUCAGAUAUACAGUAUGUGUGUGUGUGUGUGUUGGUGUUUUUGAAUGUGCUUCACGUGAACUAACUAAGACCGUGUCUGUACACCGUAUUAUGUCACUUCUCACAGCUAUAAAGGAACAAACUGAGCUUCAUGGUCCUGUCUAAAUAGGGAGAUGGAUGAAUCAUUUGCCUAUUCUUUAGGAAUUCAGCAAAGUCAUAUUCACAGCAAAAACAUUACCUCAACUUCAAUGCUUUAGACUUAUUUUCAUUUAGAAAGAUGCUGCAUAUUUCGGUCGGGGGUGUUACAGACAAAUCAAAAAGCUUCUUCUGUUACGAAGUGAAUGUGGCAUUACUCCAAGACGGAGGGGUCAUGGGACAGAUUUUUCGAGUCUGGCCCGCGGGGUUAACACACCACAAGUGGUGACCAAUCAGGGCAGGCCAUGCUACCACAGGUCUCGCAUUGUAUUUGAGCUUUGCUGCAUGAACAAAACAUGUUCAUGAAACAAGCACUGAUCUCAUGGUGCUGUAUAUAUCCAGUAUAAGCAGUCAGAGCCUUUGACAUACUGUUACUGUAUUUUUUACUGUUUAUUUCAUGCAAGACUUAAGGUGGGAUGUUGUGACUUCAACGUCUUAUGCGAACAAACACAAUUAUAUUUUUCAUCAGUCACAGAUUAACGAAAGCGCUGUUGAUGGAGUCGGAAGUGAAAAGUGAAAUGGGGACUUGAUGCUCUGCGAAGGCCAUAUUGUAACGAUAAAGACAACACUUAUCAAUGCAGCUUUUUUUUAUUGAUUGAACAUAUCAGUAAACAAAAAACAAAUAUUUAUUCAAUUAAAUAUGCAUGAUGGAGAAACCUGGGAAACUCAAAAAGCAUGACUUCCUAAUUCAUCGAUAUUUACGGGGUAAAUGUGUGUCCUGACAACAUUGAAUGCCAGUAUUUUCAUACCAACACCUGUCCUUGGUAGGAAGGAAAAGCUAGUAAGUUAUCACAUGAAACAGAAAGCUGAAUGAUAAAUGUCACAAAGGGAAUGUUCACGAUGGCAAAGUGAAAGUUUUUUAUUAAUCUUUCUUUUUAUAUAUAUAUAUAUAUAUAUAUGAGCCACUUUAUUAUCAGAUGUGUCUUUUAUAUGUAAUGCUUUUAUUUUUUAUAUUGUGUAUAAUUUCACUAAAUGUUUUUUUAAUGCAAUGUAAAGUAGGCAGUUACUACUAAAUGAAGGCUAUUCCAUGGAAUGCAACAAAAAAAAAACACCCAGCUUCAUUUUUAAGGUUUUAUGCAAUAUGUCACAUGUGUAAUGGUUUGUUUGCGAGUAUUUUAAACACAGUAUGCAACACAUUCAAUCUCCGAAGGACCAAGACACUAUUCUUUUUUUCUUAUUAAUGUGGAUACAAAGAUCAGCCAAACAGGAUUAUUACUGUCCUCCUGGUUUGUUGUCCUGAGAGGUCAAAUGGUUUAAGUGAGUAACAUCUGCCAUGUCCAACACAAAGUGGUUGCAAACAAAGGCCACUGUCAUUGUGUUACAUGAGAAAACACUCCGCUCAGUCGUCCCCCUCGAACACUUGAUUUGAUUUUUGAUUUCUUUAUGUGGUGUUACUGAGGCUGACGUAUGAUGUGUCAAUAAAAUCACUGAGCCAAAGCAGAACAAAACCGUUUUGAGUUGAGAUCCGAGCGACCAACAUGUGCUUUUAAUCUGGACACUCCCAGCAUCCCAAGGGCUUUCGUUCACUUUCACUCAAGUGCUGCCAUGCCGCAAAAAAAUUAGAGCCCAUUUUUCCCCCGUAAAAUUGUGAUGGAAGUCCUGAUGGUUGUCGUAAUUGUUACGGCCAUUGUUUAGUUGUUCUUUGUUUUACGUGGCCUACAUGCUAACUCUCAUGUUACAGGUGAUAAUCUUAUCGUUUUGCAGCUCGUAGUGCAAUAAUCCUGUAAGUGUAACUUAUGUCCCAUUAAUACAGAGUUGCAUUGAUAUAGAAAGAAAAUUGUGUAGUUACUUCUGUAAAGUUCAGCCUUUCUAAGAAAUGAUGUGAUUAUAAUCUUGAUAACAGGAAAAGGUAACAACAGUAACAAGUGAUGAACUAAAUCAAUGGGAAAUGUGUCCGCCACACUGUGGGCAACGUUUGUUUCAUUUAUGUCCAAUGAGACACAUUUUGUAAUAACAAGAAAAGUAGCUGCACUAAACAGACUCAAAGUACAUUUCAAUAGUACUGCGGUCCCAUUUGACCCUCGCUGUGUUAGUGCCACUCAUCAAACAAUCACUGUAGACAACAUUUAUUGAGAUUAAACUGUGUCAGCCAAACUUUUUUAUCUGCAGUACGUUUAAAUUACAGAAAAUGUGUGUAGGAGUGUCACAUUUUGGACCAAACAGUCACAACAGUUUUACUUGUCAAAACACAUUCAAGUUCACAUUUCGUGGACAUCAGGGUGUCGAUGAUUGAUUAGAUCAAAGCGGAUGCUUGUGUUCUGCUUUGGACCCCGAGACAAUGUGAAAUAACCUUCUUUCUUUUGAGGCAGCUUCUGACACAUAUUCUUCAUAAACGUGAGAUGUAUUAGAGUAUUACCCUGUGUAUUUUCAUUGUUAUUACACCACGAGGCAGUAUUUUAGCUUUGAUACUUGAGCCCCUUUUUUUCAAUAAAGUGAUAUGAAUUGAAAAUCGA
Molecule: messenger RNA, 3260 nt
Organism: Scophthalmus maximus (turbot)
Lineage: Eukaryota; Metazoa; Chordata; Actinopteri; Pleuronectiformes; Scophthalmidae
Gene: cxcl12b
Product: chemokine (C-X-C motif) ligand 12b (stromal cell-derived factor 1)
Exons: 4
Coding region: 93-401 (102 amino acids)
Biological process (GO): axon guidance; immune response; chemotaxis
Cellular component (GO): extracellular region
Molecular function (GO): chemokine activity; chemoattractant activity
Source: RefSeq, a predicted model, not a curated record